AUGACUGCAGCCGCCGCCACCGCCGCCGCCGCAGAGACCGCGGCGCUCUCCGCUGGCCGGACGUUUUCGGCGCGCGCCAUGGAGGCCGGCUCGGAGCAGGCAGCUGCAGCGGCCGAUCCUGGCCCGGCGGCCCCCCCUUCGGGCUCGCGCGGGCUGGGGGGCGUCGGCUCGGCAGAAGCCCUGGCGGUGCUGGGCGCGGUGGGGCGGCGCCUGCUCUGGCUGCUGCCCGUGUACCUGGCGGGCCGGGCGGGGCUCAGCCUGGGCUUUGUGGUGGCCGGGGUGGCUCUCUACAUGGGCUGGAAGGGCCGGCGCCUGGGCAAGGAGCGCUCGCUGCGGAUGGCCGGGCUGCUGCUGAGUGACGAAGAAGGGGCGGUGAGCAGCGGAGGGCUGGGCCGAAGCCUGGGCAAGAGCGACCUGCCCGCGUGGGUCAGUUUCCAUGAAGUUGAGAAAGUUGAAUGGCUCAACAAGAUUCUGGCCCAGGCAUGGCCCUUCUUUGGCCGGUACAUGGAGAAACUGCUGGUGGAGAACAUCACACCAAAUAUCCGGGCCUCCAACAGCCAUUUGCAGACGUUCACCUUCAGCAAAGUUGACAUGGGAGAGAAGCCACUGAAAAUCCUUGGAGUCAAGGUUCACAAUGGCAUGAACAAGAAGCAGAUCUUGCUGGACCUAACAGUCAGCUAUGUUGGUGAUGUUCAGAUUGAUGUGGAAGUGAAGAAGUAUUUCUGUAAGGCCGGGGUGAAAGGCAUGCAGCUGCAUGGCAUGCUACGGGUCAUCCUGGAACCUCUCAUUGCUGAUAUCCCUAUUGUAGGGGCAGUCACCGUGUUCUUCAUUCGCCGGCCAACUCUGGACAUCAACUGGACUGGAUUUACCAACCUCUUGGACAUCCCUGGACUGAGCUCAGUUUCUGACACAAUGAUCAUGGACUCCAUUGCCUCUUUCUUGGUUCUGCCCAACCGCUUGCUCAUCCCAUUGAUCCCUGACCUUCAUGAAGCAGCCGAGCUCCGCUCUCCAGUGCCCAGGGGUGUUGUCCGUGUGUAUCUGAUAGAGGCCAAAGACCUGCAGUCUAAGGAUAAAUACAUCAAGGGGAUGAUUGAGGGCAAGUCAGACCCAUAUGCUGUUGUGCGUGUGGGUACCCAGCUCUUUACCAGCAAGGUCAUUGAUGAAGAUCUCAACCCUACAUGGAAUGAGAUGUAUGAGUUCAUUGUACACGAAGUACCAGGACAGGAACUGGAGGUGGAGCUGUUCGACAAGGACCCUGACCAGGAUGACUUCUUGGGCAGGAUGAAGCUGGACCUUGGAGAGGUGUCCAGGGCUUGUGUGCUAGAGGAGUGGUUCCCCUUGCAAGACGGUGGCCGAGCACGGGUGCAUCUGCGCCUGGAGUGGUUGACACUUAUGUCAGAUUCCUCCAAGCUGGAUCAGGUUCUUCAGAGGAACAAAACUAUCUCCUCCAAACCAGAGCCUCCAUCAGCUGCCAUCUUGGUUGUCUAUCUGGACAAGGCACAAGAGCUCCCAUUGAAGAAAUCCAGCAAGGAGCCCAAUCCUGUAGUACAACUGUCUAUCCAAGACGUCACUCGUGAGAGCAAGGUUGUCUAUAAUACUGUCUCCCCUAUCUGGGAUGAUGCCUUCCGUUUCUUUCUGCAAAACCCAGCCAAAGAGGAUAUUGAUAUACAGGUCAAGGAUGACAACCGUCAGACUACACUGGGCUCUGUCACUAUCUCCCUGUCUCGCUUGUUGAGUGCCGACAAUUUGACCCUUGAUCAAGGGUUCCAGCUGGAGAACUCUGGACCCAACAGCCGCAUCUACAUGAAACUCAUUAUGCGGGUCUUAUAUCUUGAUGCCCCUGAAGGUUGCCUCAUCCCUCGGCCAUGUCCUCCGGGACAUCUGAACGUUACUGAGAGUGCCUAUCUUGGCAGCAGCGUUGACAAGUCUCCUCGGCCUCUCACAGCCAGCCCAGAUGCCCAGUUUGGCACUGAGAACGUGAUUCGUAUUCAUCUUCUGGAGGCAGAGAACCUCAUUGCCAAGGAUAAUUUCAUGGGUGGGAUGAUCAAGGGCAAGUCGGACCCUUACGUCAAAGUGCGCUUAGGUGGCCAGAGGUUCCGCAGCCGUGUCAUCAAAGAGGAGCUCAACCCCCGCUGGAGUGAGAUCUAUGAGGUCAUAGUGAAUGAUGUCCCAGGCCAGGAGGUGGAAUUUGACUUGUAUGACAAAGAUGUUGACAAAGAUGACUUUCUGGGAAGGUGUAAGAUCCCUCUGAGACGAGCACUAACCUGCAAGUUUGUUGAUGAGUGGCUCCCCUUAGAGGAUGUGAAAUCAGGACGGCUCCAUGUGAAACUAGAGUGCCUGCCUCCCAUACCUAGUGCUGCUGAGCUGGAACAGGUACUGUUGGUGAACAGUUUGAUCCAGACACCAAAGAGUGAGGAACUGUCAUCUGCCUUACUGUCUGUCUUCCUUGACAGGGCAGCUGAGUUGCCGCUGAGGAAGGGCUCAAAACCCCCAAACCCAUAUGCCAGUCUCUCUGUCCGUGGUACCUCCUAUAAGACCAAGGUUGCCUCUCAAACAGCAGAUCCAAUAUGGGAUGAAGCUUUCUCCUUCUUUAUAAAGAGGCCCCACACAGAAUCUUUGGAGUUGCAGGUGAAGGAUGAUGGGCACAUUGUGGGGAUGCUGUCACUUCCACUUUCUCAGCUGCUGGCAGCAGAGGGGCUUGUCCUUGACCGCUGGUUCCCACUCAGUAACUCGGGUCCUGGCAGCCAGAUCCUGAUGCGAGUGCAGCUUGGGGUUCUUAUCUCUCAGCACUCUGGUGUGGAGGCCCUUAAUAAUGUGGCAGGUGAAGAGAAUGGAGAAGGUUCCCAGAAGGGAUCUGAGACUGAGCUGUGUAUCAGGGAGGAUGGAGACUCUGGUUCCACACAGGAGCUGCGCCAGCGCAUGCCGUAUGCCCACAGCCACUCAGAGCUGUCGGACUCCCCCCUUGGCCAGCUGCGUCUCACUGUUUGGUACCACAUGGAUGCGCGCAAGCUUGUUGCCAUUGUGCACGCCUGCAGGAACCUUAAGUCAAGCACCAAGGAUUUUCCUGACCUCUACGUCUCUCUCAUUCUUCUGCCUGACAAAUCCCGUGUUACCAAGAGAAAGACUACUCUGCGGAAGAAGACUCUUAAUCCUGAGUUUAACGAAAAGUUUGAGUGGGAUCUACCCUUGGAAGAAGCCCAGCGAAGGAAGCUGGAGGCCUACAUUAAAAAUGGUGCCUCUUUCAUGUCACGGCCAGAGGCAAUUGGAAAGGUGCACCUUGACCUCUCACAGAUGGACCUGACUCAAGGUGCCGCCCAGUGGUACGACUUAAAAGAUGAUAAGAGCAGCACCUAGUUGUCCCA
Euleptes europaea (tarantolino) is the source of this 3362-nucleotide messenger RNA. It is a transcript of the gene ESYT1, whose product is annotated as extended synaptotagmin 1. The record is from RefSeq and is a predicted model, not a curated record. Lineage: Eukaryota; Metazoa; Chordata; Lepidosauria; Squamata; Sphaerodactylidae. Gene Ontology annotation, biological process: lipid transport. Gene Ontology annotation, molecular function: lipid binding.